AUGGCACCUCCCACCUCCACGCGGCCCGACGGGCAACUCAAUAUAAACCUCUCAGGGUUGACUCCCAUCAGCGAACCUCCUUCAGUGCCCACCAGCAAAUCCCCUUUCGGUGGUGCAAAAUCCUCCUCGGGACUGGCCGGCCUGUCUAAUGCAAGAGUAGGAGCUGGUUCUCCUCUUCACGAACAAGCCUCUCGCCUCUUUCCCAAACGUACCCGGGAGCUGCAGUCUCAGACUUCUUUAACCCCUAAUAUCUGGGGACCUCCAACCAGUGGCACAUCAACCCCUCUGUUCGAGAUUCCGGAAUCUCCCAACCAGGAUGGUUUCCCAGAUUUGGUGCCCCUGACCGAGACUGGGAUCAACAGUCCCGCGAGGCGAGGACGAGCCGGCACCCUACCCUCGAGAAUAUCCCCGGUCGGGACGAUCAACGGGGUGAAUGUCCUGACAUCCAAGACUUCUCGACCAACCCCUUCCACGAGCCCCUUUCGACCCGGUUCAACAUCCGCUGCCGAAACCGCAUUCUACUCGACCGCAUCUAACCAAGCCAACCCGGGAACUUCGGCUCUUCUAUCCAGACUUCGUGCCGGGAGCAUGCCUCAGCGUUCAAGCCUGCUCGGUCCUUCUGGCCCCUUUGGGCAGAACGCGUUUAGUUCCAGCUGGGGAACAAGAACUAGGGCGGCCACUCUGACAAGUAUCAGUUCUGCCGAUGAUCCGACGUCUCCUCAGCCAUCUGGAUACUCCAAGGAUGGCAUGUCAGACUCCGGGGUCCGCACGCUUGACUAUCUUGGACUUGCUGAACCUCCACAGCAUUCGAAACCUGAUAGUCUUCGGCAGGGUGUGGAUGAGUCCGCCCGUCCUCAAGAUCCCAACUUGUCCGAUGUGUUGGCUGGCUUUGGAAUGCGUAACUCUAGUCGAUUCAGGUCAUUUUCUGUCAACACGCAGUCCAAAUAUGCAACUGAAGCUCAAGAGGGCGGCAAUAACUUUCCGCUAUUCGCUAGUGGGACGUUGACACCCUCGGCGGCAGCGGCCCUGGAAGCCGAAUAUGAGUUGGUCCAGGAGAAGGUUCGCCUGCAUAACCAAGCCGUUCAAGCGUUCGCUGUGAAUGCCAGUGCUGCGCGCCCACGAGCUCGAACUGCCGGACUGGUUGAGACACCUCAGCGCACAUCACUCCGCAACUUAGCCCAGCCACCAGCGGACAACCUUGGUAUGGCUUUCGAUAUGCAAGGAUCGAGUGCGAUGGAUCAGUCUACUCUUGCAGACACGCUGCAGAAUCUGUCCAUCGCCGAAAACGUGACCUUGUCAUAUGAGAGCGUGGACGAAUCUGAAGUCCAGGUCUCUCGAUCCCUAUGGAUAGGCUCUAUCCCGAAUUCGACCACAAUGUCCUCACUGGAUGCUAUCUUCAAUCGGUACGGCCCGAUAGAAUCAACCAGAGUUCUCACUCAUAAAAAUUGCGGUUUUGUCAAUUUCGAGUCGGUCGAACAUGCCGUCCGUGCCCGACAGCUGCUCAAUGGGAAAGAAAUCUUCCCUGGCGCCGGCCCCGUUAGAAUUGGAUUCGCAAAGGCUCCAAAUGCAUCUGUCUCCUUGACUCCUGUGCAAAACACCACCCCUCCACCUGGGGCCAAUGGAAGUGCCGAAGCAGAAACAUCGCAAGCGAAGGAUGCCACCGGCAGCCCUACCGGCUCCAUGAACAUGCAGCAAACGCUUAAUUUGCCAGCCCCCGACCGCCUGACGGAGCUGCAACCGGAAAUCCUGCAAAUUGUGCUUGACUUUGGCGGGCAACAGUCGGAUUUACCCAACAUCUCUGCAAAUAUUGAGAGUGCCAUUUGUUACAAUCGCCUUGAGAAAGAGAUUGCUUCUAUUCCAGAACCGAGUUCCACGAGAAUGUAUGAUGCACCAAGGCUCCGAGACAUACGCAAACGAAUCGACAAUGGAGCCUGCGGACUGCAGGAGAUCGAGCAGAUCGCAAUCGACAUGUUACCUGAAAUUGCGGAAUUGUCUUCGGACUAUCUUGGUAACACUGUCGUCCAGAAGUUCUUCGAAUAUUGCUCAGAGCAAACUAAGGAACAAAUGCUGACGUGCAUCGCACCUCAUCUUGCUGAAAUCGGAGUGCACAAGAAUGGUACCUGGGCCGCCCAGAAGAUCAUCGAAGUUUGCAAGACCGAAACACAAACUCGAAUGAUUGUUGACUCGCUUCGUCCUUACACAAUACCUCUUUUCCUCGACCAAUAUGGCAAUUAUGUUCUUCAAUGCUGCCUUCGGUUUGGGCCGCCAUAUAAUGACUACAUCUUUGAGACUAUGCUUAGUCAACUUUGGGAGAUUGCCCAAGGACGAUUCGGAGCCCGGGCAAUGCGCGCCUGUUUAGAGGCUCAUCAUGCGACAAAGAACCAACAGCGGAUGAUGGCUGCAGCUAUUGCUUUGCACAGUGUACAGCUUGCUCAGAACGCCAACGGCGCACUGUUAUUGACUUGGCUGCUCGAUACCUGCACCUUCCCUCGUCGACGCUCAGUUCUGGCACCGAGAUUGAUCCCUCACCUCGUUCAACUCUGCACGCACAAGGUUGCAUAUCUUACUGUUCUCAAGAUCAUCAAUCAACGAAACGAGCCUGAUGCUCGGGAUAUGGUUCUGAAUGCCCUUUUUUUCAGCCCGAAUGACAGUGUGCUUGAACAGAUUUUGUGCGACCAAACCUCUGGUGUGACCCUGAUCUUCAAGAUUCUGACGACACCGUUCCUCGACGACAACAUGAGGCCAGAGGUUGUCCAAAAUGUCUCCAAAGUACUUACCAAGAUAAAGGCUCAACCGAACCAAGGCUACAAGAGAAUCAUGGACGAAGUUGGGCUGUCGUCUAGACCUAGUCAACCGGUAGUGCAACAGUAUCCUUCCCAUGGACACCCGAACGUGAACGAUCGAACCCGACCGUUGGCUCAACAGCAACAUGUCCCAUUAAACGGAUUGCAGCAGCAAAACUUUCCCCAGCGACAAUACAGCGGCAGCUUCGUCCCCAACGGCAGCAACUUUGAGAACGGUCUGAGCCCAAUCCGGACUGGUUCUGCCGACUCGUUCGGCUUUGCGCCUUACACGAUGAACGGGUUUCAGUCACAGCAGCAAUACUCCCAGCUUGCCUAUCAACAAAUGACUCCCCAAUCUCAGUAUCAAAAUUUUCCUGCUGCAGCGCCGCCACAACGAUCCAACAGUGGAUAUCUGCCCAAUGGUUUUGCUGGUUAUGCAACACCCCCUGCGGCGGUCGAUCCUUUCCGCCCGUUGCAGAACCCGUCGUCUUCACCUCUUUCCUUCUCCGCACAAAUGAGUCCCGUUAUAGGCUCCAGCGGUUUCCCUCCGCAGAACUUCCAGCAGAAUAUGCCUUCCAACAUGUACAAUUACCCUCAACAACAAUUUUUCUUCUCCCCACCGAUGCAGACGGUUCAUUCUGGAGGACGAGGGCGUCGGGUAUGUGCGAUCUUUCUGCCACUCUGA
Cladophialophora psammophila CBS 110553 is the source of this 3468-nucleotide messenger RNA. RefSeq lists its product as uncharacterized. NCBI's taxonomy places the organism in Eukaryota, Fungi, Ascomycota, Eurotiomycetes, Chaetothyriales, Herpotrichiellaceae. The transcript has a single exon. Bases 1 to 3468 code for a protein of 1155 amino acids. The record is from RefSeq and is a predicted model, not a curated record. Gene Ontology annotation, molecular function: RNA binding.